Messenger RNA from Lytechinus variegatus (green sea urchin), 2335 nucleotides. Its product is annotated as monocarboxylate transporter 9-like. Gene Ontology annotation, molecular function: transmembrane transporter activity. The coding region runs from base 603 to 2303 and encodes 566 amino acids. The record is from RefSeq and is a predicted model, not a curated record. Gene Ontology annotation, biological process: transmembrane transport. NCBI's taxonomy places the organism in Eukaryota, Metazoa, Echinodermata, Echinoidea, Temnopleuroida, Toxopneustidae. The transcript has 6 exons.
CGUUUGUUUGCCAUACCGUCCAGUUUGCCAGUCGAUGCCUUCUGCCUAUUCCUUAUCACUGUUAGUGUAAAUUUGACAAUCGAUACCCUGAACUCAUGUCCAGUACUUACAACACAUUUUUAAUUUUUCGCAGAGGAGAGGGGACUUGGUGCAUAUAAACAUUUAAAAGAAACUUGAAAGCGAGGGAACGAAGCAACCGACUUUGUCGUGGAGGCUUUUCGAUUUUCUUAAGUGAUUUUUUCUUAAUUUUAUAUAUUUCGUGCACCCAUUUGCUGAAUUUGCGACAAUUCGUGGGGAGGUGGGCAGCUGCCCCAUCAUGUCCCACCCCGAUGCGUACGGCCAUGGAUUCAUAAUGGCUCUAGCUAGAAUAUCUUCCAAACUUUAUUUGCUGGUACAUUGGCUACGUAUUCAUUUCCCUGAUGCAUCCACAACGGUUCUGCACUCACGUGAAAGGCACACGCGCGCAUAUAGCCUACAGGUGCAAUGUCCUAUAGUGUACUCCGUUCCGCUAUAAGUAAGUUUAGCUCUGACUGGUGGGGACUGCAUGGUGCUGGCUCGAAGUGAAAUUGAGGCACGGGCUUGUGGCGGCUUCCUUUAAAGCGAUGGCGUCUUCAAGGUUGCACCACCACUGGGGUUGGGUGGUCACCGGGGCUACAUGUAUCGCCUUCUACUUCAGUUAUGGCUUCAUCCUCUCCUUCAGCGUUCUUUUCGUUACUUUCCAACGGGAGUUCGGCAGCAGUGCAACCUCAACGGGUAAAUCGUGGGUGGGAUCCCUUCCAUUUGGACUAUCCGCUAUCGUUGCCCCGUUGGUCAACCUGCUUAUCGAACGGAUCGGUUACCGGGCGGUGGUCGUCAUCGGAAUAUCAAUGAUCUCUCUCGGAUUAAUUUUGACUUCCUUCAUGCAAAGCCUUGCUCCGAUGUACUUCACCUACAGCGCUCUCUUCGGCGUGGGAACCGGAUGUAUCCUGAUGGGGUCUCUGAACCUGAUCCUCAAGUACUUCCCCAGGGAAAAUGCAACUGGUGGGGUCGUUCUCCCCAUGGCCUCUUCCAAUCUAGGAAUGCUGUCACUAGGGCCACUCACGUUCUAUCUUGAGAAUAAGUUCGGAUGGAGGAACACACUUAGGAUCGGUGCUGGGAUGAUUAUGGGAAUCGCUCUCCCUGCCGUGGCAUGGGCCCACCGCGAACCAAGGAGACCAUCAACGCCAGAGGAAACAAAAGACAUGGAUGAAGGUUGCACGGUGAAGCUGAAAGCCAAAGAGACAAAUGACGCAAGGGCAUUUGAAGAUUCAAUGAAGGAUAUCGAAGACGCGAUGAUUGACAUCGGACAAGAGACUGACGAAUGGAAGGAAACCAGAGAACAUUGCCAUACUGAUUACACGUCGGAUAUGAUAUUAUACACAUAUCAAAGCAACUCACAAACAGUCGGACAGAAUACGGACCAAGAUGAACAAAGUGGUCGGACUUUUUUAGGUCAGGAAAACUGUCAUAGGCUGACUGAAAAGAGGCCUAAUCAAUACGACAAAACCAUCAGAAAUACAUGUAACGUAGAAAAGGAGUGGAAACCGUCCAGGAGCUUUAAAACUCUUGAAGAGAACGUUCUCGAGCACGCUACAUCGGGUAUGACGAAGCGAAUGUUGACUGUCUUAACCUUUCCUGACGUCUGGUUCAUGUCCCUGGCAGUUUUCGGUUAUGGUCUAACAAAUUCCUUCUUCCUUGUGCAACUGGUAAGCUACAUGAUGUCUCUCGGCUUCUCGGAAGAGGACGGUGCACAUACAGUCGUUGCUCUCGGGGUCUCUAUGUUGGUUGGCAAGGUAACUUUGGCUCUCAUAUCGGACUACAUCCCGUUUCAUCAGCUUUACCUCUCAACCGUCGCUAGUGUUCUGGGUAUCUCCGUUAUGAUAUGUCUCCUCCAGGCGCCAGGUUUUUCCGCUGUCAUGUGCAUGGUUGUCAUACUUGGUGCAACCGUUUUCAGCAUUUCAGACGCCCUUCCCUACUUCAGUCCAAAUCUUGUUUUUGGAGUGACGAAAGGGCGGGAAACUGCAGCCAUCUUAGCCUUCAUGCAUGGGGUUGGGCUACUAACAGCCUCAGUUCUCGGUGAGAGUUUGGAUCAAACUGGAUCUUACAACCUGGCGCUAUAUAUGUGCAUUGGGACAUACGCCCUCUGCGGCCUUUUCUGCAUAAUGGUCCCGGUGUACCAGAAAUGCAUGGUCAGAGAUCGCUUCGUCAUGACAUCAUGGAAAGGCUGCCAAAGAAGGCAAGCAAGUGGCUCUGAAUCGACGCAAGAUGUUAAAAACAAGAUAUAAAAUCAUGUAAACAAAUAUAUAUAUAUAUAUAU